Spinacia oleracea (spinach) is the source of this 1734-nucleotide messenger RNA. RefSeq names its product TOM1-like protein 1. The coding region runs from base 713 to 1474 and encodes 253 amino acids. The record is from RefSeq and is a predicted model, not a curated record. Gene Ontology annotation, molecular function: ubiquitin binding; phosphatidylinositol binding. Gene Ontology annotation, biological process: protein transport to vacuole involved in ubiquitin-dependent protein catabolic process via the multivesicular body sorting pathway. The transcript has 6 exons. Lineage: Eukaryota; Viridiplantae; Streptophyta; Magnoliopsida; Caryophyllales; Amaranthaceae.
CAAUGACUCAACUCCUAAAACUCUCAUUACUGCGGCGUUCACCCUAAAUCGAGAUAAAACCCUAAAACAAAACUCCUCCAUCGCUCACCCUCAGCUCUCACCGUCGUUCACCCUCCUCCUCUUCUCACUGUCGUAUGUUCUUCCUCCACCCUGCCGCGUUCACCCUCCUCCUCCAUCUUAGUGCUCGUGGUCAAGGUCGGGAAAAGGCUCAGCUCCGUGACGCAAGUAUGAAAGGGUUCUGUGCAGUUCAAAGCCUCCUCUCACCAUACCAUCCACCGCACUACUCUGCUCGCCGGUAGAUCCCGCUUCUCGCCGCCGCUACCACCUACUCGCCUCUACCAUAGGUACUGCGGUUGUCGUCCUCCCUUCUGGCCGACCAAAUCUUCUGUUACUCCUCUUUUCUUUCUCAAGGAGAACAAUUUUGGUCGUGCGAACCCAAAUGAAGAAAUACCCUCAUAUAGUCUACGAGGAGCUUCGUGAAGCACGGGAACCAAAUGAGGUUGCAUCAGAAGAAGAUAGUAGAUGUGACAAAAUAGAAGAGGAACUGGUGACAGGUUUAUCUUGGGUUCCGUGGGAGAAGGUUGAUGUCAGUUUCCACAGCAGUAGGUCAAGGUUUUCUGCUCAUAGUGUCAUACAGGUCUGUCGUCGCUGCUUGUAGAAUAACCAGUGGUGUGUUUUGGGUUAUAAUUUUGAACUAGAGGGGUUUGUGAAGAUGAGUGAUAACUUGAUGGAUAAAGUCACCUCAUUGGGUGAGCGCCUAAAGAUCGGUGGGAUUGAGGUUGGUAAGAAAAUGAGUGCUGGUGUGAGAUCGAUGGGUGACAAGAUGAAGGAAUUAUUCCAAGGGCUGAAUCAGACGGAUAAGAUUGUUGAGGAGGCCACUGUAGAGACCCUCGAGGAGCCAGAUUGGGCCACGAAUCUGGAGAUAUGUGACAUGGUUAAUCAAGAGAGAGUCAAUAGUAUUGACUUGAUUCGAGGGAAAAAGAAGCGGAUUAUGUUAAAGACCCAUAGGGUUCAGUAUUUGUCUAUGGUGUUGCUCGAAACUGUUGUUAAGAACUGCGAAAAAGACUUCUCUAAGGUGGCGUCUGAGAGGGUUCUUGAUGAGAUGGUGAAGUUGAUUGAUGACCCUCAAACUGUGAUUAUGAACAGGAACAAGGCACUUAUGUUAAUUGAAUCCCGGGGGGAAUCUUCAAACGAACUCAGAUACUUGCCUGUAUUUGAAGAAACAUAUAAGAGCUUGAGAUCGAGAGGAAUCCGAUUCCCAGGACGUGAUGAUGAGAGUUUGGCACCUGUUUUUACCCCUCCUUGCUCUGUCCUUGAAGCAGAUGUGAAUGCACCUCUUGCACAGCCUGAUAUUCCAGUACAAAGCUUCUCAGAAGAAGACACAAAAGAAGCAUUUAAUGUCGCACGGAAUUGCAUUGAGCUUUCUUUCAACCGUUCUAUCUUCUUCUCCCGAACAAGAUGUGCUGCAGGAUGAAGACAUCUAUUCAUAUUUCGAGGCAGAGCCUCGUGUGAAACCUUUAAGGGCAUCAAGAAGUGAGGUAGUAGAUGGAGAAAUAUUGGCUUCUCCAUGCAUUCGUAGUGGACUUUUUCAUAGUGGACUUAUUGUUGAAAUUGAAUGUUAAUUUGUAUAUUGUUAGUGUGAGCUAGAGGAAAUAAAACUAAGACUUUCACAUUUUGUAUUAUAACAUUUCCGGUAUCGGGGAGGGUCAAAUUACAAAGGAAACAUUGCCGAAA